AUGGCCGCCACGAUCCAGUCCGUCAAGGCCCGCCAGAUCUUCGACAGCCGCGGCAACCCCACCGUCGAGGUUGAUGUGUGCUGCUCAGAUGGAACCUUCGCCAGGGCCGCUGUUCCCAGCGGUGCAUCAACUGGUGUCUAUGAAGCUUUGGAGCUGAGGGACGGUGGAUCUGACUACUUGGGCAAGGGUGUUUCCAAGGCUGUUAACAAUGUGAACUCCAUUAUUGCACCUGCUUUGGUCGGCAAGGACCCUACCGCUCAAACUGAGCUCGACAACUUUAUGGUUCAGCAGCUUGAUGGAACCAAGAAUGAGUGGGGUUGGUGCAAGCAAAAGCUUGGUGCUAAUGCAAUCCUGGCUGUGUCACUAGCUGUUUGCAAAGCUGGAGCCAGCGUCAAGAAGAUUCCGCUGUACCAGCACAUUGCCAACCUUGCUGGCAACAAGCAAUUGGUUUUGCCUGUUCCUGCAUUCAAUGUCAUCAAUGGUGGAUCCCAUGCUGGAAACAAGCUUGCUAUGCAGGAGUUCAUGAUCCUUCCUACUGGAGCUGCCUCAUUCAAGGAGGCAAUGAAGAUGGGUGUUGAAGUGUACCACAACUUGAAGUCUGUUAUCAAGAAGAAGUAUGGACAAGAUGCCACCAAUGUUGGAGAUGAAGGUGGUUUUGCUCCUAACAUUCAGGAGAACAAGGAGGGCCUUGAGCUCUUGAAGACUGCAAUUGAAAAGGCUGGAUACACCGGCAAGGUUGUCAUUGGAAUGGAUGUUGCUGCUUCAGAGUUCUACAAUGACAAGGACAAAACCUAUGACCUCAACUUCAAGGAAGAGAACAACGAUGGUUCCCAGAAGAUAUCUGGAGAUAGCCUGAAGAAUGUAUACAAGUCAUUCGUGAGCGAGUACCCCAUUGUGUCGAUUGAGGACCCAUUUGACCAGGAUGACUGGGUGCACUAUGCUAAGAUGACUGAAGAAUGUGGAGUGGAAGUUCAGAUUGUUGGUGAUGACCUUCUAGUCACCAACCCAACCAGAGUUGCAAAGGCAAUCAAGGAGAAGUCAUGCAAUGCUCUUCUGCUGAAGGUUAACCAAAUUGGAUCCGUCACUGAGAGUAUCGAGGCCGUGAAGAUGUCAAAACAUGCUGGUUGGGGUGUGAUGACCAGUCACAGGAGUGGUGAGACUGAGGACACAUUCAUUGCUGAUUUGGCUGUCGGUUUGUCCACGGGUCAGAUCAAGACUGGGGCUCCCUGCCGCUCAGAGCGGCUUGCCAAGUACAACCAGCUUCUGAGGAUCGAGGAGGAGCUGGGCGCUGCCGCUGUGUAUGCCGGCCUCAAGUUCCGCGCACCGGUGGAGCCAUACUAG
This is a messenger RNA of Triticum turgidum subsp. durum (durum wheat), 1341 nucleotides long. The record is from the annotation of a GenBank genome assembly. NCBI's taxonomy places the organism in Eukaryota, Viridiplantae, Streptophyta, Magnoliopsida, Poales, Poaceae.